CGGAGCCGGUCUGUGUGUCGGGGGCGCGGCCGUCGCUCCUCCUCGUCGGCGGGACGGGUGGGGUGGGGGAGCGGCAGCCGGCCCGGAAGUGACGGCAGGGCGGCUGGCGGGGACGCAGUUUGCCCGCAGGUUGGGCGAGCGGGCGGGCGGCAGGGGCAGCCGCGGCGGUCGGGAGCCCGUCGUUACUGCCGCCUGCGGCGGGCGCUUGCACGGCGGGGCCCAGUGGCCGCCAUGCCGCCCAAGCCCCCCCGCAGGGCGGCCGCCGCCAGGAGCCAGCGCGCCAGCCCCGACAGCGGCUCCGCGCCGCUCGCCGCACCCCGGCUCGACAUCGGCGAAGCUGACUUCGUUGUGCUCUGUGAUGCUCUGAAAGUGUCCGAGGGCGUGAGGGAGAAAGCCUGGAAGACGUAUGAGAGCUUAUCGGCUGCGGAUGGAGCUCUAGUUUCCAACAAGAAGAAAAAGGAAACAUGGGGAGUCUGUAUCUUUAUUGUAGCCAUUGAUCUGGAUGAAUUAACAUUCACUUUCACAGAGCUUCUGAAAAGUAUAGGCAUGAAUGUAUGCUCGUUUUUCCAGUUUCUGAAAGAGGUGGAUGUUAACAUGGAUACUGUAAGCACUAAAGUUGAUAGCACUGUAUCAAGGCUGAAAAAGAAAUAUGAUGUAUUACUUGCACUAUACCACAAGUUUGAAAGGACUUGUGGCCUUAUUUAUCUGGAACAACCUAGUAGUGAGAUUUCUGCUGAACUCAGUUCUGUAUUAGUCCUAAAAAAUUACUGGAUUACUUUUUUGCUGGCAAAAGGUAAAGUGUUACAAGUGGAAGAUGAUCUGGUGAUUUCUUUCCAGUUGUUGCUGUGUGUCUUAGAUUAUUUUAUCAAACUGUCACCUCCUGCUAUGCUCAAGGAACCAUACAAGUCUGCUGUGACUGCAGUGGCUGUUAAUGGUUCAGCUCGAACUCCAAGAAGAGGUCAAAACAGGAGCACACGUACUUCAAAGCAAAUUGAUACCGAUACAAAAGUUAUUGAAAUCCUUUGUAAAGAGCAUGAUUGUAAUUUAGAUGAGGUCAAAAAUGUGUAUUCCACAAGCUUUAUUCCCUUCUUGAAUUCUGUUGGUAUUGUAGCUUCAAGUGGGCUACCAGAGGUUGAAGUUAUCUCGAAACAAUAUGACGAGCUCUAUCUCAAAAACAAAGAUAUAGAUGCAAGAUUAUUUCUGGAUCAUGAUGAAACUCUACAGCCAGAUGUCAUGGCACGCUCACAGGCGGACAGGAUGCCACUAAAACCCAAUUCAGAUGAGGAACAUAUUCUCAUACUUCCACAAACUCCUGUUCGAGCUGCAAUGAAUAACAUUCAGCAAUUGAUUAUGAUUUUAAACUCGGCAGCUGAUAAACCAUCAGAUACUCUCAUCAAGUAUUUCAAUAAUUGCACAGUGAACCCUAAGGACAGCAUCCUGAAACGAGUGGAAAAUCUUGACCACAUCUUCAAAAAGAAAUUUGCUGAAGCAGUUGGACAGGGAUGUGCUGAAAUUGGCUCGCAGAGAUACAAGCUUGGAGUACGCCUGUAUUACAGAGUAAUGGAGUCAAUGCUAAAGUCGGAGGAAGAGCGCCUCUCAGUGCAGAAUUUCAGCAAACUUCUGAAUGAUAACAUCUUCCACACAUCUCUUCUGGCAUGUGCUGUUGAGGUUGUCAUGGCUACAUAUGGCAGAAAUGCUUCACAAAGUGAUGGUGCCAGUGCUGAAACAGACUUGUCUUUCCCAUGGAUUCUCAAUGUAUUUGAUCUAAAAGCUUUUGACUUCUACAAGGUGAUUGAAAGCUUUAUUAAAGCGGAGCCAAGCCUAACAAGGGAAAUGAUAAAGCACCUAGAACGUUGUGAACAUCGAAUUAUGGAGUCUCUUGCUUGGCAGUCCGGGUCACCUCUGUUCGAUCUUAUCAAGCAGUCAAAAGAGCGAGAAGGCCAAACUGAACAGCCUGAGCCCACUUCCACUCUCAAUCUGCCUCUCCAGCAUAAUCACACUGCAGCAGACCUCUAUCUUUCUCCUGUGAGAUCUCCUAAGAAGAAAGGACCUCCUCUAAGUGGUACUUCCACUUCAGAUGCUCAGCCAGGUGUUACCCCUCAAACACAGAAGCCACAGAAAUCUACCUCCCUCUCUCUGUUCUACAAAAAAGUGUAUCUGCUGGCCUAUCUCCGACUGCGUACCCUGUUCUUUCGGCUUCUCUCUGACCAUCCUGACCUGGAACCCUUGAUCUGGACCCUCUUCCAGCACACACUGCAAAAUGAGUAUGAGCUUAUGAGAGACAGGCACUUGGACCAGAUCAUGAUGUGUUGCAUGUAUGGCAUAUGCAAAGUAAAGAAUGUAGAUCUUAGAUUUAAAAUAAUUGUUUCGGCAUACAAGGAGCUUCCCAACACAAAUCAAGAGACUUUCAAACGUGUUCUCAUCAGGGAAGAACAGUAUGACUCCAUUAUAGUUUUCUACAACUUAGUGUUUAUGCAGAAGCUGAAAACGAACAUUUUGCAGUAUGCCUCCAACAGGCCUCCCACUCUAUCACCUAUCCCACACAUUCCUCGCAGCCCUUACCAGUUUUCCAACUCUCCUCGGCGUGUCUCUGCUGGCAAUAACAUCUACAUCUCACCCUUGAAGAGCCCAUACAAAUUCUCUGAUGGGUUUCAGUCACCCACAAAGAUGACUCCAAGGUCUAGAAUUUUGGUGUCAAUUGGGGAAUCAUUUGGGACUUCUGAAAAGUUUCAAAAAAUCAACCAGAUGGUGUGCAACAGUGACUACCAGCUGAAGCGCAGCGCAGAAGUAAGCGCUGCUCCUAAGCCACUGAAGAGGCUGCGCUUUGAUACAGAAGGGCAAGAUGAAGCAGAUGGAAGCAAACACCUACCCCAGGAGUCCAAGUUCCAACAAAAGCUUGCAGAAAUGACAUCUACUCGAACAAGAAUGCAAAAGCAGAAACUGAAUGAUGGAAAUGAUACCUCAGCAAGUGAAGAAAAGUGAGAUUCUUCUCAGGACCAGGGGCUGCACUGCAGGCCCUCUUAAAUUGUUUCUGUUUUACAGCCUUCAUUAAUUGAGUUGCUUUUUUAGUUGCUUUUUAUUCUGAAGUGCUAGUUGGAAGCAUUUGGACUUUUUAAAUUUUUAUAUGUUUUUCAUGAUACUUUUUGCCUUAUGAUGUAGCAUAUAUCCAAUGUAAGCCACUGAAUUUAAUUUAUAUAUUUUUGUGAGGAUUUUAAAAACAAACUUGGAAGGUGUCUUAGUUUUCCUAUUGCAACAUUACUGAUUUAAGCCGAUUCAGUCCACUUGGACUGAAUUUCUCUGUCUAAAGACAAGAUAUUAGCUAGAAUGAUUUGAAAUGCACUAUUUUUUUUCUUAGAUUUCAUUUUUAUAUCCUCAUUACUUGCAAAUUUUGAACAUGAGGGGCCAGAUACUGCAAAGAUUUCUGUCUCUGUAUAUAAUUAGCACAUCAAAUUCCCAUUAACUUAAACUGCACAGCAGUCAAGAGACCUUGCAGAGUCAGGGCCUCACAUCAGACAUAAACCUGAAUGCAGAGUGAACUCAUUAUGUAGCUGUACUACUGAAACCAGUACUUAGUGUUCAUGUAGUUUCCGAGGGCAGUUAUGCUGUCCAUCAGUUUGAAUUUCAUGGAAUAUGAAUCCCACAGAGAAUCUUCCAAGAAGCUGAAGCUUCUUCCCAUAUGCAAAGUACUUGAUGUGCACUUUCUUCUCUUGGAAAAUCUCGAAGUAUUGAGAUUCCCACCUGGUACAUGAGACUUCAAAAUUCUAAUGAUGUAGAAUUUUCUUGAUUUCUUCAGAUUUUCACCUAACCAUAGCCAAGCUGAACGAGCUUGAGAAGCAGGCACCAAACCUCCUUCCUGUAGCUGAAAGCUGAGUGUCUCCAGUGGGGUUCCAGGUAAGCAUAGCCUGGUCUCUAAAAGCACAGGGCAUCAUCUCUCAUCGGCCUUGCUGCAGCAUCCGCACAAAAGCCAAACUUGAUGAGCCCACGCUGGGAAAACCAGUCUGCCUUCUUUUACUGCAAAGGCAGAGUUGAACAGGCAACUUCUUGUUGUAACUAGCAAAAAAUCCCCAAAACAACCCCAAAACUUUUUUCAUCUUAAGUAUUUAUAAGUUACUGAUUCAGAUACUGGAAUUUUUCUUGCAAUGACAAAGUGUUUGCAAAAUAGGUAAGGGAAGCACAUAUUUGACUUCCAGUGCAUUAAAAUAUGAGUAAAUAAAUGUUUUGCUUCAGAAUUACCCAUUUUUAUGAAAUUUAGCUUUUGCAGCUACUUAAAUUACAAAAGUUAUAGUAGAAGAGUAUGCUAUUCAUUACACAAACAUUUUAAACCAGCAUCUUCUCCGGCUAGCUUAUUUAGAGAUUGUUUAGCUGAUCCUAGAAUAGUUACGGCACUACAUUUGAAAGAUCAGAUCUUGCAUUGAACGGAAGCUAAUCUUAGGGCUACUAACAAUUCUACGAGCAGCACACUGAUUCGUCAAUGAAUUUUAAAAUAAAGCUGGGUUAUUUUUUUAGUUUCAGUACAGCUUCAACUUCCUUCCUGAAAAAUGUAACAGUGUUAAGAGUACCUUAUGUUUAUUUUCUCACUUUUUGCAGUUUUACAGAAUAUGUGUUAACAUUGUGCUACACUGUUCUGUUACAGCAGCUGAAGUUCUCCCAUGAUCCUUUGACUGUAUUAUUUCUUUACUGUGACAAUGUUUUGGUUUUUUUUUUUUUCAGACAGGAGGCUUUACAUCAAAUGUAAGAGAAUAUUUUAUACAACUAAUCAGUUUCUCUCCUUUCAAGAUAAAUAAAAUAGCUUUUAAAGGA
This is a messenger RNA of Strigops habroptila (Kakapo), 4800 nucleotides long. It is a transcript of the gene RB1, whose product is annotated as RB transcriptional corepressor 1. Lineage: Eukaryota; Metazoa; Chordata; Aves; Psittaciformes; Psittacidae. Gene Ontology annotation, cellular component: nucleus; chromatin; Rb-E2F complex. The transcript has 27 exons. The coding region runs from base 232 to 2982 and encodes 916 amino acids. Gene Ontology annotation, molecular function: RNA polymerase II transcription regulatory region sequence-specific DNA binding. Gene Ontology annotation, biological process: regulation of transcription by RNA polymerase II; neuron projection development; cell morphogenesis involved in neuron differentiation. The record is from RefSeq and is a predicted model, not a curated record.